AUGCAAGCAGCGACGAAGCAAGCGCCUGGCAGCACAUACCUCGCUUGGCCCGAGCCGCCCAGCAGGCUCGAGGGCGCACGAGAGCGAAGCGCCGCCAGCGCAGAGAUGCGCCGCGCGCCGGGCCCACCGCUGUUCGCGCUCGCUCGAUUGAAGGCGAGGGCAUUUGCGCAGCGCUCGAGCGGGAAGCGGGGCGGCUGUAGCUGCGCCUGGGCCCGCGAGAGCAGUACCGAGGGCUGCAGGACGCGACAGGCGCGACAGCAAGCAGAGCGUCCCUCGUUGGGCACGUUCCCGCACGGCUUCCUCGCGACGGGCCUCCACUGCGGCGUCAAGAAGGACCGCGCAAAGCUCGACCUCGCCGUCAUCAUCUCGGACCGCCCGUGCUCUGCGGCCGGCACCUUUACCCGCAACGCGUUCGUCGCCGCGCCCGUCGUCGUCUCACAGGACGUCCUCGCGCGGGGCAAAGGCGUCGCGCGCGGGCUCGUCGUCAACAGCGGGUGCGCCAACGCCGUGACGGGCACCCAGGGGCUCGCCGACGCGCGCGCCAUGUCGGACCAGCUCGACUCGUUCCUGUCGGCCUCGUCGUCGAGCAGCGGCACGGGCACGCUCGUCAUGAGCACGGGCGUCAUCGGCCAGCUGUUGCCCAUCAACAAGAUCCUCCAGGGCAUCGAGGCGAGCACGGCGACGCUCGCGAGCAACUUUAACGCGUGGAGCGACUGCGCGCGCGCGUUUAUGACGACCGACACGUUCCCCAAGCUGCGCACGCGCACGUUCCAGCUCGCCGGCAAGGAGGUCCGCAUGGUCGGCAUCGACAAGGGCGCCGGCAUGAUCCACCCCAACAUGGGCCCGCCCGCCGCCGCCGCCGCCGCCGCACCUCGCCCCGCCGGCCCGCCGCACGCCACCAUGCUCGGCGUCAUCGCGACCGACGCCGCCGUCGAGCCCGCGUCGCUCCAGAGCGCCCUCACGUACGCCGUCGACCGCUCGUUCAACUCGAUCUCGGUCGACGGCGACAUGAGCACCAACGACACGGUCGUCGCGCUCGCAAACGGCGCGAGCGGCACGAGCGAGAUCUCGGAGCACAAGACGCCCGACGACUACGUCAAGUUCCGCGACGAGUUGACGUCGUUCGCGGCCGAGCUCGCCCAGCUCGUCGUGCGCGACGGCGAGGGCGCCGAGAAGUUUGUCAAGGUGACGGUGCAGGGUGCGCCGACGUACGAGGGCGCGCACAAGGUCGCCUCGGUCGUCUCGACCUCGUCGCUCGUCAAGUGCGCCCUCCACGGCGAGGACGCCAAUUGGGGCCGCAUCCUGUGCGCCGUCGGCUACUCGCAGCCGCCGUUCGACAUCGACCCGACCAAGGUCUCGGUGUCGUUCCUCGCCCAGGACGGCUCGGCCCCGCUCCGGCUCCUCGUCAACGGCGAGCCCGAGCAGGUCGACGAGCACCGCGCGAGCGAGCUCCUCGCCGCUGAGGACAUCGAGAUCGUCAUCGAGCUUGGCCUCGGCGACGAGACGGCCACCUACUGGACCUGCGACCUGUCGCACGAGUACAUCUCGAUCAACGCCGACUACCGUUCCUGAGCGUCUCGCCCUCCCGCACACACCCUCUCUCGCCACCCCUCGCCUGAAAAGGUCGCCCUUUCGCCCCCCGCCGACCCCUUCUCUCCUCCUCUUUUCCCUCGCCCCGGCAGUGCCAGCAUCCUCUCCCUUUCGUCAUCGCUGUAGUAGUGCCCCCCUUGGUAAUCCGUCUCGCACCCUC
Rhodotorula graminis WP1 is the source of this 1750-nucleotide messenger RNA. RefSeq lists its product as uncharacterized. Gene Ontology annotation, cellular component: mitochondrial matrix. Gene Ontology annotation, biological process: L-ornithine biosynthetic process; L-arginine biosynthetic process. Lineage: Eukaryota; Fungi; Basidiomycota; Microbotryomycetes; Sporidiobolales; Sporidiobolaceae. Bases 1 to 1572 code for a protein of 523 amino acids. The transcript has 4 exons. The record is from RefSeq and is a predicted model, not a curated record. Gene Ontology annotation, molecular function: L-glutamate N-acetyltransferase activity, acting on acetyl-CoA as donor; L-glutamate N-acetyltransferase activity, acting on acetyl-L-ornithine as donor.